This is a messenger RNA of Euleptes europaea (tarantolino), 1057 nucleotides long. It is a transcript of the gene KATNBL1, whose product is annotated as katanin regulatory subunit B1 like 1. Lineage: Eukaryota; Metazoa; Chordata; Lepidosauria; Squamata; Sphaerodactylidae. The record is from RefSeq and is a predicted model, not a curated record. The coding region runs from base 79 to 993 and encodes 304 amino acids. Gene Ontology annotation, molecular function: microtubule binding. The transcript is spliced from 10 exons. Gene Ontology annotation, cellular component: nucleolus.
GCUCCCAUUUGAGGCCGGGCCAGCAGCAGCUACAGUGGCAGCGCUGGACCAUGAGCGGCAGCAGGGAUUUUAGAGAUUAUGGCAUCUGAAGCCCAAAAUGUUAGAAAACAGAACCUGUUGUUCCUUGAGGGCCAUCCUGUUGAUCUCCCUAGAAAAAGGAGCUCUCGUUUCAUUAAUGAGAACAUGAAGGAGGGUAAGAAAUCUGCAAAACAUUUGGCUUCUUGCGCAAGCAGAACAACAGUUGGACAAACUGUGACCAGCCCACAUCCUCUCUUCAGAGUAGUAUACUGCAGAAGAAAAGUUUUGUAUUAUUCUCCAAAGCCUUGUUUCAGAAAGAAACAGCUCCCUAAAGUCAGGGGCCGUGACAUGGCAAAUAAAGAAAAUGAACUGGCAUGUGCAGGUAAUCUGCCAGCAAAACUGCCUGCUGAUGGCCGAACGUUCUUAUUGAACUCCAGUGAUUCUGGCCGCUCUCAAGCAGAAAGUCCUUCGUCAAAAUAUAGUGGAUUUUUUUCAGAGGUUUCUGAAGAUCAUGACACAAUGGCACAAGUCCUCUUCAGUAGAAAUCUCAGACUGAAUGUAGCUCUAACCUUUUGGAGAAGAAGAAGUAUAAGUGAGCUCGUAGCCUAUUUAGUAAGGAUACAAGACCUUGGUGUAGUCGUAGACUGUCUUCCGGUGCUUACCAGCAGUUUACAGGAAGAAAAACCAUAUAUUUCUGUUGGCUGCUGUGUAGAUCUUCUGCCAUUAGUAAAAUUACUGCUUAAAAGUAAAUUUGAAGAAUAUGUGGUAGUUGGUUUAAAUUGGCUGCAGGCUGUGAUUAAAAGAUGGUGGUCAGAACUCUCUGCCCAUUCAGAAAAGAUAGAGGAUGGAAAUAUUCAGAUUUUAAAACAGCAGUUAAGUGGAUUGUGGAAACAAGAAAAUCAUCUUACUUUAGUUCCAGGAUAUACGGGUAACAUAGCAAAGGAUGUGGAUGCUUAUUUAUUACAGCUGCACUGACAUUCUUGGAGGUCAUAGUGUUUCUGUCUGUAUGUGCGCAUUUAACUGUCGGCUAAAAAAGCCC